Molecule: messenger RNA, 1821 nt
Organism: Mytilinidion resinicola
Lineage: Eukaryota; Fungi; Ascomycota; Dothideomycetes; Mytilinidiales; Mytilinidiaceae
Product: endoplasmic reticulum-golgi intermediate compartment protein-like protein 3
Exons: 4
Coding region: 351-1664 (437 amino acids)
Biological process (GO): retrograde vesicle-mediated transport, Golgi to endoplasmic reticulum; endoplasmic reticulum to Golgi vesicle-mediated transport
Cellular component (GO): endoplasmic reticulum; COPII-coated ER to Golgi transport vesicle; endoplasmic reticulum membrane
Source: RefSeq, a predicted model, not a curated record
CUUUAUUCUGCCCCGUCAGCCUCUUUACCCGCCCGUCUUGCCCUGCUGCUCAAUUCCCUUCUCUUCCCGUGUAUGUAAUCGCAGUACACACUUUCGAGAGAAGUAUUUCUCUUUGACGCUCCUUUCCUCCUUUUCUUCCAACCUCAAUACCGGCAUUGCGGAGAGUUGCAGCGGCUCCUCCUCCUUACCUAAAGUUAUUCGGGUCCCGUAAUCCACCCUCGAAUCUCACGAACACGAUACUUGGCGCAUUGCGACACCCCCGAGAUUAGCUUCUCGCCUGGCGACGGUUUCCGACCUUCUUCACUACCGACUUCGCCUGCGGCCUCGGAUCUGGUUACGUGAGCUUCACCAUGCCGGCAAAAUCGCGCUUUACGCGCCUCGAUGCGUUUACGAAGACUGUGGAGGAUGCGCGAGUGCGGACGACGUCGGGCGGAAUAGUCACGAUAACGAGCCUGCUGGUGAUACUGUGGUUGGUGUGGGGCGAGUGGGCAGAUUACAGGAGGGUGGUCGUGAGGCCGGAGCUUGUGGUGGACAAGGGGAGAGGAGAGAAGAUGGAGAUUCAUAUGAACAUCACGUUCCCGCUGAUGCCGUGCGAGCUGCUGACGCUGGAUGUUAUGGAUGUGUCGGGGGAGAUACAGAGUGGGGUGCAGCAUGGAGUGAAUAAAGUGAGGUUGGCGCCUGUGUCAGAGGGAAGCCAUGAUAUUGAGAGUAAAGCGCUGGAUCUCCACCCCGACGACCCGGCCUCCCACCUCGACCCCGAGUAUUGCGGUCAAUGUUACGGCGCUCCUCCCCCCACCGAUGGUCGCAAAGCCGGCUGCUGUAAUACCUGCGACGAAGUGCGCAACGCAUACGCCAGCAUAUCAUGGUCCUUCGGGCGCGGCGAGGGCGUUGAGCAGUGCGAGCGCGAACACUACGCCGAGCACCUCGACGAGCAGCGCAAGGAAGGCUGCCGCAUUGAAGGCGGAAUUCGCGUCAACAAAGUCAUCGGCAACUUCCACAUUGCUCCCGGAAAAUCAUACUCGAACGGCAACAUGCACGUGCAUGACCUCGAGAACUACUUCAAGGAUGAAGCCGAUCACUCUUUCACGCAUACCAUCCACACACUCCGCUUUGGCCCGCAACUCCCCGACGCGGUCAUCGCGCGCAUGGCGACGAGGGGAUCCGCGUCAGGCGCUGGAGCGUGGACGAAUCAUCACCUCAACCCCCUCGAUGGGACGGAGCAGAAGACGGGCGAGAAGGCGUUCAAUUUCAUGUACUUCAUCAAGGUCGUUAGCACGGCGUACCUGCCCAUCGGCUGGGAAAAGGAAGCCGCAGUGCAGAACAAGAACGAUGUCAUGGGUGGUGGUAUUGAUGCGGGCUACAAGGGCAGCAUCGAGACGCAUCAGUACAGCGUCACGUCGCACCAGCGGAAUCUAGGUGGUGGCAACGAUGCGCAGAGUGGGCACAAGGAGAGGAUUCAUGCGCGGGGUGGAAUACCAGGUGUCUUCUUCUCCUACGACAUCUCCCCAAUGAAAGUCAUCAACCGCGAAGCGCGCAGCAAGACUUUCUCCGGCUUCCUCGUCGGCUUGUGCGCAGUCAUCGGCGGCACCCUGACCGUUGCGGCAGCCGUGGACCGCGCGCUGUACGAAGGCGUGCAAAGGGUGAAGAAGCUGCACCAGGGAUGAUUUCUUAUAGAACGUAGCAUGGCUUGGCGGAGUUAGGGGGUUUAUCUAUUUUCAAGUCAUAAAAUCUCAGUCUUCAUUAUGUAUUUUAAGACGCAACGAGUGGGGAGGCUUGAAUAUAUGGAGAUGUGAACUAAAGCUUAAUGACGAUGAAUUUGCU